AUGACUGGCACACUCGGCACCAAGCCCAACGCGCUCCUCUUCGGCCUCGGCGCCAUUGGCAGCGUGUACGCAUCUGUCCUGCAACGGUCUGGUGCUUGCAACGUCAGCGUUGUUGCGCGCUCCAAUUAUGCCGCGGUCAAGGAGAAGGGUUAUGCUCUGGACAGCCAGAAGUUUGGCAAGCACCACCACAUGCUCGAUGGUGUGUUCCGCGACACAAAGGAGGCGGCUGCCAGCGGCAUCAAGUUUGAUUACAUCCUGUGUGCCAACAAGGCCCUGCUGACGGCGGUGCCGACCCUCGCGGACCAGCUCGCGCCCAUCAUGUCGGACCAGACCUCGAUCGUCUUGCUCCAGAACGGCGUGGGUAACGAGGACCCUCUGCAUGCCGCCUUCCCCAACUCGACCAUCAUCUCCGCCGUGGUGUGGACUGGCGGCAAGGCCGUGCCGACCGGCGAAGACGGUGUCACGACGUUUCAGCAGUUUGCAGCCGAGGGACUGACCAUUGGUGUCGACUAUGCCGAGGGACUGGACCGCGCCACCGAGCGCGCCAAGCUCGACCGCCUCGUCGAGUGGCUCCGCGCCGCCGGGUCCGACAUUACGCCCACAGAGGACAUUCAGAAGGAGCGCUGGAUCAAGGUCAUCUGGAACGCGUGCUGGAACUCGCUCACGACCGUCACGCGCGUCCGUACCAACCACUUUUUCGCGUCGUCGCCCGGCGCAGCCGAGUUUGCCACCAAGCUUAUGGACGAGGUCGUCGCCGUGGCGCGCGCAAAGGGCCUGGACAUUCCGCUCGACACACCCGCGACCCUCUUGGCCCGCUGCCAGGUCGUACCAGGCGCAGGCCUGCCGAGCAGCAUGAUGAUGGACAACGAGGCCGGCCGCCCCACCGAGGUGGAAGUCAUCCUCGGCACGCCGUUGAGGGAGGGCCAGCGCCUCGGCGUGCCCGUGCCCAUCCUCGAGACGAUCUACACCAUUGUCAAGGCGCUGGAUUGGAAGAAUGCCCAUCCCGACGAGGCUGCCGCUCCUGGACCUUGA
This is a messenger RNA of Apiotrichum porosum, 1032 nucleotides long. RefSeq lists its product as uncharacterized. Gene Ontology annotation, biological process: pantothenate biosynthetic process. Lineage: Eukaryota; Fungi; Basidiomycota; Tremellomycetes; Trichosporonales; Trichosporonaceae. The record is from RefSeq and is a predicted model, not a curated record. Gene Ontology annotation, molecular function: 2-dehydropantoate 2-reductase activity. The transcript is spliced from 4 exons. Bases 1 to 1032 code for a protein of 343 amino acids. Gene Ontology annotation, cellular component: cytoplasm.